AUGGGUAUGGAGAUUUCUGGCGCCGUUUCAACCCAAAGAGGUUCUCUACGCCGCCGUUUCAACCCGGAGAGAAACCGUGGGGACAAACGUGGAGCGCUUCACUUUGCUGCAAGAGAAGGACAAACUGAAAUAUGAAGAUGUCUUUUAGAAGAGCUGAAACUCAAUGCUGAUGCAAAACAUGAAGCUGGGGAUACUCCGCUUGUUCAUUCUGCGCAGCAAGGACAGAUUGGAACGCCAAAGUAUCUUUUAAAGCAUGGUGCUGACAUUAAUAUAGCAUGUGAACUAGGAGCCACAGCAUUGCUUCACGCAGCUAGAACAGGAGAAAUCAAGUUGCUAAAGGAAUUGCUCUCCAGAGGUGUCCCUGUUGAUUCUGAAAGUGAAUCUGGGCUUCUGGCCACGACCAAAAAGAUGCUGUGGAAGUCAGAACUUCUAGCAAAGUUAGAACACAAUGCCAAUCCUAAUGCUGAGGCUGAAGAUGAUAUCACUCUGUUGUUAUCUGCAGUGGCAGAGGGUUCUCUAGCAUGCUUAGAGCUGCUGGUCAAGGCAGGUGCCAAAGCUAACGUUUUUGCUGGUGGUGCAACUCCAACUUGCAGCUGAUGUUGGAACCUUGAGUUAAUUAACUGUUUAGUUAAAGCCGUGGCUGAUCCUAAUCAUAAAGACGAGGAAGGCAAUAGGCCAAUAGAAGUUGCAGCUGCUAGAAACAGAAAGGUUGUUGAGAACCUCUUCCCGUUGACAACAAAACUCAAAUCUGUUUCAGACUGGAGCGUAGAUGGAAUUCUAGCUAACAUGAAAGCAAACAAAGAACAAGAGGAGACCGGGAUCAAGAAAGAUCUUCCUGAGGCUACUGUUGGACCUUGCAACAUUCAGAAAACUAUUGCAUUGGUGACCAGUGGAGCUAAGCAAAUGGAUAAGAACUGGCUCUUUUACGUUUUUGUGCUUGAGUCAAGAAAGAAGCUUUGUGGUAAAUAUAAUUAG
This is a messenger RNA of Capsella rubella, 975 nucleotides long. RefSeq names its product ankyrin repeat domain-containing protein 50. The record is from RefSeq and is a predicted model, not a curated record. Gene Ontology annotation, molecular function: protein binding. Lineage: Eukaryota; Viridiplantae; Streptophyta; Magnoliopsida; Brassicales; Brassicaceae.